UUUGUUUUUUUUAAACGCCUUCUUGCUGCAUCAUUACGAGCGAACAGUCGCCCCAGCUCAUAAAAACCUGCGCACACACACACACUCUGGCACUCGCUGUCGAGAAGGAUCAACUCACAGCAGCUUCUCCCGUGGCACCUGGUACAGACUUGCGUGAGAAGGAGGGAGGUCUGGUCUAAGAUCACCUGGAGCAGGUGGAGGAGAACCUGUCACGGCUACCGUCUGACUCCCUUUGUAGGGAACCUGACCCGCCUGAUGUCAAACGAGGAGUGCCGUUCACCCAUCGGCCUGGACUGCUGCAGCUGCUGUCUGGAUCUGGCCAAUGGCUGCGAGCCUGAGCCGGGCCAAGCGAGCCUGGGCAGUCCUACAUCAAUCAACCACUUCAAGCAGCUCCGGGACCAGCUUCACUUUCAGAACCUAAACACAGAUAAGCUCAACAACAUCAUGAGACAGGACUCACUGGAGUCGGUGGUCCGGGACCCCUGUUACCUACUCAACGAGGGCAUCUGCAACAGCAACAUCGACCAAACCAUGCUGUCCAUUUUGUUGUUCUUCCACAGUGCCUCUGGCGCAAGCGUUGUGGCAAUUGACAACAAGAUCGAACAAGCGAUGGAUCUUGUAAAGAAUCACUUAAUGUAUGCAGUCAGAGAAGAAGUGGAGAUCUUGAAGGAGCAGAUCAAGGAGCUAGCGGAGAAAAACAACCAGUUGGAGCGUGAGAACAGCCUGCUGAAGAACCUGGCGAGCCCAGAGCAGCUGGAGAAGUUUCAGUCCCGUCUGCCCUCAGACUCCAGCCUCCCCCUAGAGCCUCUGGAGCUGGGCUCCCCCGAGAACGGCGAGCACCAGUACAUCAGCACGGGGUCUGCUGUAUAAGUGGCUCUGCCAUGGGGCGGGCAGAGCCACAGCUCUCACCUGAAAUGGACCUCCAGAUAUGCAACUUCAAGUUGAAGCUGGCUGUACAGAUGAAACCUGACCUGAAAUGAAAGCAUUACGACGUACCAGUGGCCAAGUUCUGUAUUAUCCGACAAUCUCUUCGGACUAACAUGGAAAAGAGAGAGUGAUGUAGACGUCUGAGGUUACUGUACAACGGGACUGACGUGCCCCUUGCUUGGAAGGGGGCCCAGCCUUGCUUUCCUUUGGUCCCUCUCACGAAGAGACGGAGAGGGGUUUGCCUGAUGGAGCUGGCCAAGAGCGCAUCUUCGGUCAAGCCAAGGAAACGUACUACGUCACUACGAUAUGCCCCCACAGUCUCACGAGAGCCCCACCUGACGCAAGCUGCACGGGACUCUUGUUCCCUGAUCCCUAGUGCUGUGGACAUUCUUAGCUCCGUUAGUUCAGGAUGCUUGAGACAGACCUGUACGGAGCACCGGUCCUCUAGUCCACAGCGGUGACUCCUGCCAUAUGAUUUGUAUAGCAUCGCUUGUAUCUCUGCAGAUGGGGCCUGCUGCUUAGGGGGAUUGUUGCUUGUUUGUGUUUUGAAACGGAACAAAAUGAACUUGUUUAUGUGGGCUGUGUGUAAAAAAUGAUUGCUCUUUUUGUGGGAAUGAAAAUCUGUAUACAUUUGCUAUAGUUCUGUAAAUUAGCACCUGAUGUAAAGCGAAAUGUUCUGAAACGGACGAGGCGAGGGGCGGAUAAUGUUCCGCCGACAUGUCAAACGUGUUCCUGUUGACCUUCUUUGCCAACCAACUAACAGGCACGAUGGUCUCUUAAGGAGGCCACAUGGUUUUCAAUAAACUCUAACCACCAAAGACUUGCCUAAUACUCACAAACCAACAGGACCAUGUGUAACUUUUCACAGGAAGAUGUUUUUUUGACAGCAGUCUUUUUGUAACAUGGGUAUUGUUGCUUUAUUGUGUCCAUGGUGUUUUGUUUUUUUACGAUUUAUGGAUGCAAAAUGCACAUUGCAAUAAACCUGAUGUUUACACUAAAUACUA
Molecule: messenger RNA, 1931 nt
Organism: Pimephales promelas (fathead minnow)
Lineage: Eukaryota; Metazoa; Chordata; Actinopteri; Cypriniformes; Leuciscidae
Gene: tsc22d3
Product: TSC22 domain family, member 3
Biological process (GO): regulation of transcription by RNA polymerase II; negative regulation of activation-induced cell death of T cells
Source: RefSeq, a predicted model, not a curated record